Molecule: messenger RNA, 6736 nt
Organism: Eublepharis macularius
Lineage: Eukaryota; Metazoa; Chordata; Lepidosauria; Squamata; Eublepharidae
Gene: GNAL
Product: G protein subunit alpha L
Exons: 12
Coding region: 306-1865 (519 amino acids)
Biological process (GO): adenylate cyclase-modulating G protein-coupled receptor signaling pathway
Cellular component (GO): heterotrimeric G-protein complex
Molecular function (GO): GTP binding; GTPase activity; G-protein beta/gamma-subunit complex binding
Source: RefSeq, a predicted model, not a curated record
AGUAUUUACGGUAAGGUGGACCCGCUGGGUCUGUGUCAGGUGAUCAGAGGCGAGGAGCGGCUCCUGCUGCCGCCACCGCCUGUCCGGAGGAAAAUGCAAGAUGGCCCGGCAGCGGCGGCGGCAGCGGCGGGGCGCUGAGCAGGGGUUGCCUGGCGCGCCCUCGACGGCCCUGACGCGCGGUGGGUACAACGGGGAGCGCUGAGCGCCUUCCUCCUCCUCCUCCUCCUCUUCCCCUCCAGCCCAGACGCGCGCCCGGCUCGUUCUCUCGCUCGCUCUCUCGCUCGUCCCCCGCAGGGCAAGCAGCCAUGGGGCUCUGCUACAGCCUGCGCCCGCGGCUCUUUGGCGACCCCGGAGCAGCAGGAGGCGGCGGCUCCAUCUCCAGCACCGCCGCCACCACUUCGGAAACGGAACAACAGCCGUCGCCCAGCGCCGAGUCCGUGGCCCGGCCGCCACAGUCCGCAGCCCAGGCCGGGGGAGGAAGAGGAAGAAGCGCGGGCAGAGGCGGCGGCGGUAGCAGCAGCAGCAGCAGCGCCGGCGGGGAGGCGGAAGGCGCCGGCGGGAAGCCGCGCCUGGGGGAGGCGGACGGGCCGCUGCUGCUCCUGCAGAACGGCGGGGGGGACGGGGCGGCUCCCGCGGAGAAGCAGCAGCAGCAGCAGCAGCACGGGCCGCCGCCUCAGGCCAAGCCCGCCUCGGGCACCGCCGCCGCCAAGCCACAGUCCCUGGCGCUGCAGAGACCCUGGGAGAAGCAGCGCCUGGAGGAGCGCGAGGCGGAGAAGGAGGCGAGGAAAGUCAGCAAGAGCAUCGACCGGGCGCUCAAGCAGCAGAAGAGGGAAUACAAGCAGACGCACCGCCUCUUGCUGCUGGGAGCCGGUGAGUCAGGAAAAAGCACUAUUGUCAAGCAAAUGAGGAUCUUGCAUGUGAAUGGAUUUAAUUCAGAAGAAAAGAAACAGAAAAUUUUGGACAUUCGGAAAAAUGUUAAAGAUGCAAUUGUGACAAUAGUUUCAGCAAUGAGCACCUUAAUACCUCCGGUUCCGUUGGCCAACCAAGAAAACCAGUUCCGAGCAGAUUACAUUAAGAGUAUAGCCCCACUUUCUGACUUCGACUACACAGAGGAAUUCUUUGAGCAUGCAAAAAAGCUCUGGGACGACGAAGGAGUAAAAGCGUGCUUCGAGAGAUCAAAUGAAUACCAGUUGAUUGAUUGUGCACAAUACUUUCUAGAAAGGAUAGACAGUGUCAGCUUGCCUGAUUAUACCCCCACAGAUCAGGACCUCUUGAGAUGCAGGGUUUUGACAUCUGGGAUUUUUGAAACAAGAUUUCAAGUAGAUAAAGUAAACUUUCACAUGUUUGAUGUAGGUGGUCAGAGAGAUGAAAGAAGAAAAUGGAUCCAAUGUUUCAAUGAUGUCACAGCUAUUAUCUUUGUUGUGGCCUGUAGCAGCUACAACAUGGUCAUAAGGGAAGACAAUAACACAAACAGACUACGGGAGUCCUUGGACCUCUUCAAAAGUAUCUGGAACAACAGGUGGUUACGGACAAUAUCUAUCAUUUUGUUCUUGAACAAACAAGACAUGCUGGCUGAAAAGGUCUUGGCAGGGAAGUCUAAAAUUGAAGAUUAUUUUCCAGAGUUUGUACGUUACACUGUACCUGAAGAUGCAACACCAGAUGCAGGAGAAGAUCCCAAAGUUACAAGAGCAAAGUUCUUUAUCCGAGAUGAAUUUUUAAGAAUAAGCACUGCAACUGGAGAUGGAAAGCAUUACUGCUAUCCACAUUUUACAUGUGCAGUGGACACAGAAAACAUUCGCAGGGUGUUCAACGACUGUAGAGACAUCAUUCAGAGAAUGCAUCUUCGCCAGUAUGAACUAUUGUAAUUGAAAAUACCAUAGAGUCUGUGGUCUUAAGCAGCUUCUCUUUCUUUCUAGACUUCCUAACACAAAGUAAAGGAAGUUGCUGUCUAGAUAUGUCUGCCACCUCAGUUUGUUUACAUUGGUUAGCCUUUUGGCUAGUUUGCAGCAUCCCUCUCCCCCAUUCAUACUGUUUGGGACAAUAUAUGUGCUUAAUUUUGAUAUGCCACUUCUUUGUCAUUCCACUAAGCCAUUGGGCUACCUCUGUUUCAUUAGGUUUGGUUACAUUUGGGGUGGGUUUUUUAAAGAAAAUUAAUUGGAGAACCUGCUUUUUUCCUUUUAAGCAGGAUUGUUAGUUCAAGCUGGUAUCUGCUUGUUGAAUGGUACCAUGUCAUACCUAUAGUGUGCGCAGGUUCCUUUUUUACCAUAACACUGAAGAGUACUUGAUGGAUGGUGAAAAAAAAAGAAUAAUGCACUUUGUAUCAGGGUUAUGAAAUACUGUUGAGGAUGUAUACAUGCGUGAUGUAGCAGCACCACAAUAUUUAUUACACUUGUCAGUUUUUAACACAGCUGAGCUGCAGGUCCACUGUUCCAGGGACCUCUUCUAAGCCAUUAUUGGCACAGGAAAUAGAAUAGAAAAUGUGAGACAGGGAAGAUAAGCAAUUUGGGGGAGGUUUGGAGCAAGAGUCUCUACGCACCUCAGGCAUUUAAAUUUAGAGCUACUUUUUCAGCCUAUUGCAUCUAGGCAGAAAAUCCACCACCUUCAUUUAUGUUGUUAGUUCUGUCCACAAAUGAUCCAACUAGCUUAGAUCAUUUUUGGAGAACAGUCUUCUCCCUAUAUAUAAUAUAUAUACAUAUAUAUAUACAUAUUAUUUUUGUUUUACUGCUGGUUUAUUAUAUUGUACAGACUGUAAAAUGUAAUAUUAUUUUGUACAAUUUUAUUGAGGAAAAAUACUUGUAGAAGAUCUUUGUGCCUUGAUUAUGGCUGUACCUGUAAAUUGAGCUAAGAUGUAAGUAUGUUUUUGAUUGCGCUGUACAGCUUGAUGUCAAUUUUACCUGCAGCAGUGGCUGGAGGUAAAAAAACUUCUCUGUAGAGUUUAGGGGUUUUUUCUGGUUUAUAUAAAAAUGCUCUUUAGUAUAAAAAAUUAUAAAUUAUGCAAAUUUUAGUCAUUAUCUUUCCGAGUUGUUAUCGUCACCAGAUGUUGCAGCAACAUGCCUUUCUCUCAGUCUCAGCUUUAAAACACUGAAAUUGAUUCAAGUGUCCAAAUUGCAACCUGGUGUUUUUUUCAUGGGAACCAAGGAUUUUGUUUUUUAACCUUUAGAAAAAUAUGUUGGGUAAUUCUUUGGUCAUUCAAAGAUCUUUCACAAUUGCAGAGACAGAUUGUGAAUGUAUAAAAGCACCAUUAGAUAAAGACUCAUAUAUCUUUGUUGCAACAGCUGCUUUCAUUGUGCAAGCAAAUUGCAAGAAAGAAGAAAAGCUGUAACCCUUGUGUCUGGCCUAAGAGAAUUACAAGAUGACAUUUUUAUUUCUCUUAAUAAAGAGACCUUAGAAAAUUGUUUAUUUUAAAUAUUGUAGAAUCACAAUGUGUGAAUAUUUCUCAAACUUGAAUAAUUUAUGCAAAUGACAUUCACAAAAAAGUUGUGGUACAGUACAAUUUAAAAGCAAGAAUUGCUGUAGCAAUAAGGCAUGUCCUCUAAAUAUAACGUUGCUUUAUAUUUUAUGUCAGAGUACAUACUUUCCUGUGUCCAAGAUAAACUGUACAAAAGUUUAAAAUUUAUAGUUGCAAUAACAAAUUUAGAAAUGUUAGCCUACAUAACAUCAUAGAUGAUUAAAUCACUUAGAUUAUAUUCAUUCUUUAAAUUUAAAGACUAUUCUGAAAUAUUUUCAACCACACAACCUAAAUCAAUAAGGAUAGCAUGUUUGUGCUUUACAUAAGCUCAGUCUUCCCCCCCCCCAAAAAAAACUGGAUGGACAUGUGGUUGUAAAUCUGAAGAGGUAUUAGUAAUCUUUCUAAGUACUGUAUUUUCUAAAACCCCUUCAACAUUUUAGUCCCAUUCUGAAACUGCUAGUUGAACAUUUCAGUGAUGUUUCAGCAAGGGUAAACCUGCAGGCUUUCAAAACAUUUGAAAAGUCAGAGAUACCACUGUUACAGAAAUGAGCAGAUUUCUAGACUUCCUCCUAAAGACAAACAGAAAAUGUGAACUACUGCCUGCUAAAAGUUGGAGAAAGUAAUUAAAAACAGUCGGGGGGGGGGGGCUCUGUUUAUAUGCCGUUUUCUCCCCUCCGAAUUUCAGAAAACAUAAACAACAUCCAAAGGACCCUGAACUUAAGUUGUAUGAUGUUGCAUUGGUGCACCCAUACUCUAAGUACUUGUUUACUUGGAAAAUGGGACUGGUCUAAAACUCAGCUUCAAGACUGAGCUGAGCGCUAAAAGUUGCUGCUAAAGUUUGUCCUCUAACAUCUUGCUCCUAAGUGCACCAUUUGGAAAUGCCAUUGACCUCAGUGGGACUUCCUUUUGCUUCAAAAUGUUUAGAAUCAGGGCAGACAUGAUUAGGAUCUCCCCAGGAUCAAUUCCUUAGAUUCCUAUUUGUACAGGGUGCUCUCAUUAUGUGUAAACUCUCUACGAACCAUGCUGGGGUAGACCAACAGUUGCUAACAUCCUAUUAUGAGGAAGAUUUCUAGACAGACCUCUUGACAUAAGUCAGUGGGAUGCGCACAGUCUACAUACAGCUAGCUCGUGGCUAGUCCUCACUUUUCUGCCGGGUUUGCCAUUAGUCUGCAAGCCAACUAGCCAGGGUUUUUGAUGACUGUCAAGUAGACUACACAUAAAUAUCAUCUAAAGCUACUUUACAUUGAAGAUAAAUAAGGUGACUCAUCUGAGGCCAGUAAGUUACUUCUCCCAAACAAGAGCCUUUUCUUUGUAACAUCUUACUGUAAAAUAACUCUACAUCUUGUAUUGCUGACAUCAAGGAAAAGAAGUACCACAUUAGAUGGUCAUGCAGCAAUAACACUUUAGAAUUGUUUCCAGUUAGAAAGACUAAGCCUCUAGCAGCAUAGGACACUCUAGUGCAGACACAAGAGGAGGCUUGUAGACUUAUAGUGUACAGUUACAAACUUUUAAUAUACAUAUUUGAUACAAAAAAACUUUAGCAAGGAAAAAUGACUCAUUUGAUUGUAGAAUACAAUAUUUUUGUACAGCAUGAAGCAUUCAGUUAAUUUAAUCCUGUAGAAAAAAAAAGUCAUAUCAACUGUAUAGGACUUUCUAUGUGUAAAGGCAACCCUGCCUUUGGGCUAGUAAUUCAAGUACGCAUUUGCUGGCAUGAAUGUAGUCUGAUGGACUGUUCUUUAGCUUUGGUGUGUCAGUGACAAGAUUACAAAUGUCCAGCUCUUCAUACUGCUUUAUGCUUAGUGAUUAAAUACUGAACAAACUGAAAAAGGAAGACAAAGAGAGGCUGAAAGUGAACUAGUGUGAGGAGCACAAGCACAGCUCCUGCUGUACAGUAGAUAGCAACAACUGUGUUUUCAAAUGGAAGAAAGCACUUGUAGAGGGAGAAGUCUGUUGAUGUGAUGCUGCCCUGAAAAAGAAAACCACCACCGUUUAUAUCUGGCCAAGAGAUUAGGAAGCUGGAUUUUUUAAAAGUUUGCUUUAAUGGCAGGAUAGGUCAGUUCUUUGCUUAGCACCAGGACGUUCAAUUGUCUAGCAGAUAAAACUCUUAAUUUGCUUUGAAACAGCGUAUGUUAAGCUACUCUAGUGUUAAGCACUGAACUGCUCUGAGCCAAUUCUGUGCCAUUUGAAAGCAUUUGGGUCCUUAAUAUGAACACAGGAGCAGCAGCUAUUUGACUGGUUAGGGCAGAUUUUACAAAAUAAUGUGGACUGUCCUGAGCCACAUAAUGGCUACUGGCCACAAUCCGACAUAUACUUUUAUUCCCAUCGAAAUCAGUGGGGUUUAGUACUGACUACUGUGUGACUUAGGGAAGACCCAGUGUUUGAGAACCGGAGAGGAGACCUGAUUGGCUAACUUCAUGUAGCACUGCAAGAGGAGAAAAGCUUUGCAUGUAAUUUAAGCCAGCAGCCAAAUGUCAUCCACACUUCAGAGUGUAGGAAGUAGAACUUUCUAAAGGAAGUGGGAUACUUUGGUAAUAAACCACUCUGGACAAAAGGAAAAGACAACAUGCUUUACAUGCAGAAGUGUUUAGCAUCAUGUUAACUUGUUUAGGCAUCAAAGAACUACGCCUAGGAACUAAGAAGUAGAGGUCUGUAACUGCUUUGUCUUUUCCCAUGCACAGAAGGCUGAAAAAGUAAAUGUAGCUUAGGACUUGAUUUUUGAAAAUAGAAGUAAGUAAAAGUGUUUUACAACUGGGAAACUGUUUGUGCUCCAGGUUAAUCUACUGAAAGUCAUAAUCUAGUAUAUCCAAAGUUUUUUAAAAAAACUGUAUCGCAAUUAUUAAUUAGGUUCCUCUGAACAGAAUUUUGCUGCCCUAUGGAAUAGUUUGCACUUUUGAAUGAUGGAAGAGCCAUGCAGAAAGAUGGUAUUGUGAAUAAAUCAGCCAAGCAAAAACAAGUCUUAAUACUGUUUGUUGCAGACUACUGAUGAUUGUUGCAAAUUGUUUACACUGCACCCUCUUUAUAGAAACAUACUAAAUACGCUUGUAUUUAGAAAUGGUUGUAAAACUUAAGAAAAAAUCCUUUGCACUAUACAAGCUGGAUAGCUCCCAGGUAUGUGUUUCAUAAAGUUGGUGCUUUGUAUUCAAGUUAAGUGUACUUUUGGUAUAUGAUGGGGAGGAGCUGUUUUGUUUUGCUUUUCUACAGGUAGCAUCAGUCUGACAAAAUAGCUGAUUGCUAUGUUGAUUUAUAUUAUGAAAAAUUAUCUGACAAAAUAAAAGUAACUUAAAUUUA